Ctenopharyngodon idella (grass carp) is the source of this 3071-nucleotide messenger RNA. RefSeq names its product cytolytic toxin-alpha-like. Gene Ontology annotation, molecular function: chemokine activity. Bases 803 to 2902 code for a protein of 699 amino acids. NCBI's taxonomy places the organism in Eukaryota, Metazoa, Chordata, Actinopteri, Cypriniformes, Xenocyprididae. Gene Ontology annotation, biological process: immune response. The record is from RefSeq and is a predicted model, not a curated record. The transcript is spliced from 6 exons. Gene Ontology annotation, cellular component: extracellular region.
GUAAUUUUACAUACAUUUGUAUGUAAUAUAAGUAAACAAAAUACAGUAAAUAAAAAUACAGUAAUUUUUCUGUAUAAAAAAUGUGAAUUACUGUAAUUUGUCAAUCAUUUUUAUUCUGUCUGUGCAGAGUUAUAAAUGGAAGGUCUUAUUGAAUUUCACAGUAAAUUUUAAAAAGCAGCCAAAUAGAGCAUGGGAAAUGAAAGUGGGCUGCCUACAUAAAACCUGCAUGGGCCCAAAGGUGCAAAGGUUGCUUUGGGCCCUCAUCCUCACUGGGCCAACACAGGUAGCAGUUCGCUAGUGUGGGCUGCUCACAGAGAGCCCGCAGUGAGCCCAAAGCUGUGGGCCUCGCCUGGGUAAGCCUGCACUGGGCCUGUUUAGGUUUGGUGUGGGCUGGCCCUAGCCCACUGUGCCCGCAAAAAGCCAGCAUGGGCCCCACAGGGCCAUGUUUGCAGAGUUUUGUAUGGACAAUACAAAGGUUAGUUUAUUUUGGCAUGUUCAUAUCGGAUGAAUACUGGGAGAUCGCAAACUGCAUCAUCUUCCUCAUACUAUCAGAGGAGCGGUGACGGAGUGGACAAGAUUUUUGCUUCUUCAUUUUUCCUCUUCUUAAAGGUGACAUACGGGUCAUUAAAAAAAAAGAAACUGUUUAAAAUGGAAUGAUUGGCUAUUGCAAUGGAUUGUGAACAUAAACCGUGGCGUUGGUGAGAUAAUUAUCCCAGGACCUGCAAUAUCAGCUCUGAGAUCUUCAAGCUCAACAAAACUUCUCUUUCAUUCAUUGCAUCAUUGUGAAGAAACAUCUUGAAGAAUGAGAAGCCUGAUGUUUCUGCUGGUCCUGGUGCUCUUCUGCUCUCUGCAGAUGACUUCAAGCGCUCCAUUACAAGUUAAUGUGGCUGAAAACUGCUGUAUAGAGUUCAGUAAAGUGAAGAUUCCUGUGAGACAGGUGAAGUCUUACUACUGGACCAGCAAAUGCAAACAGGCUAUUGUGUUUCAGAUGAUUUCAGGGAGAGAGAUCUGUGUAGAUCCAGAGACCACCUGGGCGAGUGGAUAUGUUGCUAUAGUGGACAAGAGAACAACAUCUGUGCCAGCUGACCCUUCUGUUUCCAUGGACUCAGAUCCCAUUGAAGUGGCAGCCCUGGGAAGGCCUCUGUUCCCUGGUAUGCUUUAUGAUUGCCGUAAGGAUUCCUUCAUUCCAGGUGUUACUCUGUGGGAUAAGAAAUCAUUGAGUGAAAAUUUGGACACCCGUCCACAGCCCCAUACAGAUUGGAAGUUCACUAGCGAGGACUCUCUCUCUAGUAAGUCCUUUCUUAUGGAUGUUAGUGCUUCACUGAAGGCCAGUUUCUUGGGGGGGCUGGUGGAGGUGGAAGGAUCUGCCAAGUACCUGCAUGACACCAAAUCCUCAAACCAUCAGUCCAGAGUUACAAUGCAUUACCGUGAGACCACAAGAUUUGAACAGCUCACUAUGAAACACCUGGGCAACAUCAUCUACCCUCAGGUAUUUGACCAGAAAACUGCAACUCAUGUGGUCACAGCUGUGCUGUACGGAGCACAGGCUGUCAUGUUGUUUGAUCAGACAUUUUCAGAGAAUGACAAUGAGACGAAGAUUGGUGGAGAACUGAAUGUCAUGGUCAACAAUAUUCCUAAAUUUUCUAUUGGGGGAAAAGGAUCUGUAAACAUGACAGAAAGUGAUAAGAAAAAAGCUGAGCAUAUCGCCUGCACAUUUCAUGGUGAUGUUCGUCUUAAGAAUAACCCCACCACAUACAUGGAGGCCCUGGAAACAUGCAAGCUGCUCCCCACUCUGCUGAAGGAGAAUCCACAGAGUGCAGUUCCAGUAAAAGUCUGGCUCUAUCCUCUUCAUCGACUGAAUACAAAAGCAGCUCAGUUAGUGAGAGAAAUCAGCACAAAUCUGGUUUCCAACACUGAAGAUAUAAUGGAGGCACUGGAGAAGACUAAGAGGACAUGCAAUGACCUCCUCAGAAAUACUCUGGUAAAUGUUUUCAGUGACCUCAAAAAGAGGCUUCUGUCAUUUCACAAAUCAUUGAGCAAUUACAAGACAAUGCUUCAGGAAGCUGUCAGAAGGGUCUUGCCUGCUAUUCGAGGAGAAGAAACAACAAAGGAGAAGUCACUAGAAGACAUCUUGAAGAUUCACUAUGACUCUGAUUUUAAUGCUGACAAGCUUAACCAGUGGUUAGCGGAUGCAAAAUCUGAACUUUCCAUUUUGAGUUUUCAAACCAUGACACUAGAUAAUACAAAAAUUAAAAACUCAAAUGACCUCAACAACAUCCUACUUAAUCCUGAUAUUGAUGCUGUGGUGUGCUUGACCUUCACAUCUCUGAACUAUGAAGAUCAGUAUCUUUCAGCGCUGAAGGAGUUUCUGAAAUCUGACAAGUUUAAAGACGUUGAUGAGAAUAAGAUCUUGUUUUCAGUGGCAUCUGUCAGAAAGUGGUUCACUGAUCCUGAUGUCAUUAAAAUGAUGAGAGAUAACUUAUCUCUCUUCAGAGAUUUUUCAGAGGCCAAUAAAGAUGAAAACAGAAUUCGCUUCGUUAUUUCUGCCAUCUCCAAUGCCAAUAUUAAUGGCUCCUCCAUCUAUUUGUAUGAAAAAGGGAAACUGACAGAUACACAGUUCCAGCCCGUGUCCAAACCUCCCCCACCAAUAGUGAAGGUUGCCCUGAACAACACCGUGUACCUGAAACUGCAGAAAUCCCCAACUGGAAAAACAGUGAGUUACAGAGUGGAGUACAAGCAAGUAAAAGCAGAUUCUGGAGCUGAGUGGCUUGUCACAAACACAACUGAUGAAGACUAUAUUCUGACUGGAUUGGAGUCUAGAAUUCAGUACUUGAUCCGCUACAGGAUAGUGGGUAAAGUGGGAGUGAGUGAAGCCAGUGACACUGUCAGGCCCAUACCUUAAAACAUAUCUAUUUAUUAAUAUGUAUUUUGGAUAAUGUGGCUAUAUGUGGCCUUAUGUGUUUGCAAUGUGUGUAUGUGGGUGUGCAAAUGUAUUGUAAUGUACAAUGUAAAGCGACCUUGAGCUACGGAAAGGCGCUAUAUAAAUAAAACUUCUUCUUAUACCAUUCUCA